GUACGUCAAAGAAACUUCCGGUUCAUGAGAGAUCUGUUUGGAGGUCGACAAACUGAAACGAUAAACAUGGGGAAUAUGUGGUAUUCCUAUGUUACCAAUCCGGACACGGCCCCGGACUUUAAAAGUCCUCCAACUUUCGAUCCUUUGAUUGGAUUUCCAGAGGGCCGCCAAGAAAGAACAAUCAAGGCCACAAGAGAAGAACUGGACAGAGCCAACGUCCCUCUGAAGAACAGAGACUACUGUGUGGAUUAUUUCCUAGAGCUGAUGAAGUGUCGGCAAGAGCACUUCCCCCGCAUCCUGAAGCACUGUGCGAAACAGACCCACGAGUGGGAGCACUGCCAGAUUGAAGACACUGUCCUUAGAGUGAAGGAGUGGGAGAGAGAGAAGCGCUUGAAAGAAAGAGCAAAGAGAAUAGCAGGCAAAGAGGGAGAGGAAAUGGCAGCGUGAAGUAGAUUUCUUUCCCUUUUUUUAAAACAAGAAUCAUCAGUUUGUGCAGAGUUGUCCUUUGUGUUGAUUUCCUCCGUGAUGGACUUACGUCAAAGCAAAAGGACGACAACCUGGUAAUUUCAAGGAGACCUGUAUCCACACACACGAACUUGUAGAGUUGGAUAAGGACAUUUCUGUGGUUUGUGGAGCUCGCUCAGAUCUACUGUCACUUUCAGAGCUAUGUUUGGCUUGUAAGUUUUGCACCCCUGUGUUGAUAAUAUCAAAUAUACUUAGGUAGAUGAUGUCUCUCUCUCUCUGAGCGUCCCCUCUUCCUUUUAAUUUUAGUGAUCGUUUACUAUGUUUUCUUCUUUUGUCUUGCUGAAUAUUUUUUUUUUCGGGGGGGGGUCUAGUUUUACUUUAGAAUAUCGAAUUAAGUACAGUAGAUGUUUGUAAAGAGUAGAAGAAAAGUUUCUGAGUGCUGUUUAAAUGUUCACACAUCUAGGUUGCAUUGUGUAAGCAUGCAUGUAUGUCUGUGUGUGUGUGUUUCAGUACUCUGUUCGUGUUGUCAAAAUGAACAUAGGCUUGUAUUAUGAGCUCUCUAAAGCAUGUUACGGUCUGUUUCUUUGUGUGUCUUAUGUGAUCUUGGACAGACACAUCAUGAAUGACAGAGAUACAUUUGGUUAAAUGUAUAAUAAAGGCUUGGCUUAAUAAAGUAAUAAAACAAAAAAUG
This is a messenger RNA of Aplysia californica (California sea hare), 1156 nucleotides long. RefSeq names its product NADH dehydrogenase [ubiquinone] 1 beta subcomplex subunit 7. The transcript has 3 exons. The coding region runs from base 25 to 447 and encodes 140 amino acids. The record is from RefSeq and is a predicted model, not a curated record. Gene Ontology annotation, cellular component: mitochondrion. Lineage: Eukaryota; Metazoa; Mollusca; Gastropoda; Aplysiida; Aplysiidae.